CAGUUCAGUGAAUCUUCAACAAAGGGUAGAAGAACACUCCUGUGGAAGGAGGAGUGAUGUCUUGGCUGUCACCCGUGUCAUGGGCCAAAUGGACGUGGACGGCAGUGCGAGGGGCAGAGGGGGAAGAGGAUGAAGAGGGACAGGAGGCGAGCCAAGAGAGGGAGCAACGUGGAGAGAGAGGAGAGCAAGAAGAGGAGGAGGAGGAGGAGGAGAGAUCUCAAGGCUUCAGCUCAGAUUCGGACGGUCAUUUUGACACUCCUGAAGCAGUAACCCCUGUCCGUGCCCCUCCGGCCAUCCCAGGAGAGCUGGAGAACAACAACAUUGAUGCAGACAAAACAGAUGUGGAGCAGGACGAGCACCUGAUAGUGACUGCUCCUAUUCAGGAUCAGGAUAUUUCCCUCAGCCACAACAUGGGUCAGGAUGAGCCUGUAGUCCCCACGGGUGACCCACUGGAAAUAAACACCCAGACCCUUGAACCAGAACAAACAGGAAGCCUGUCGGAGGCCUUGGGCUCUGGGCCCAUUCCUGAUUCACUUCAUGAAGUGUCUAAAUGCACAGCUUCAUCCUCAGAGCUACCCCAAGCCCCAAUUCCUGUCCUAGUCACAGAUCCAAUUCUGGAUCUGGCUCCAGCUCCUAUUCCUGAUCCAAACCCAGAAACAGACUCGAUCCAGAGCUGUGAACCUGCAGCCAGCCCGGCUCCAGAGCUCCAUGAGGAGAAGCCUCUUGCUGAGUCAGAACCACAAUGCAAUGGGCUCCCCAAUCAGACAGAGUCUACUCACAAGACUAAAACCAGCAAGUCUAAACCUCCAUCCUUGGAGAUAAAGGCUCCAUGUGAUAGUGAGAUUACUCAAACAAAUGAGGAACAAGAACUUCCUGUUCCCAAGGCCACCUACAACUUUAACCCUGACCAGCUGGAUGACAGCUUUAACCCCUUCACCUGCGGUGGAUCCAAAAUCCAGAACUCUCCCCCACCAUGCCGCUCGAGCUUUCAGCCCAGACUUGAGCCACUCGGCAGUGAGGUCUGUGAGGACAGCUCAGCAGCACCAGCAGAGGAGUUAAAAUCAGAGGCAAAGCCUGUGAUGCUGGAGUUUGGUCUGGACGAGGGAACAGCCAGCAAGCCACCUCCGAGGAAAUUACGCGGCAAAAAGACAAUCAGCAAACUCACAGCUAAGAAGCAGAAGCCCAAAGGGUCAGAGACUUCCAGCAAACCAGCACCAGAACCCACAGUGCUAGAACCAGUUUCUCAACCAGCAUCAGAACCAGUUUCUCAACCAGUGUCAGAGCCAGUUUCUCAACCAGCAUCAGAACCAGUUUCUCAACCAGCGUCAGAGCCAGUUUCUCAACCAGCAUCAGAACCAGUUUCAGACCCUGCUCCAGAAACUGCUUUGUCAGUUUCAGAUUCUACUGCACCUCUGAACCUGGAAGAUAUUCCUAUUCCUAAGAAGGGAACCUAUAAUUUUGAUCCCAGUCAGUGGGAUGACCCGAACUUUGACCCGUUCGGCGGCAAUAGCAAGGUGAGCGCCUCUCCAGUGCUCCCUAAAGGCUCCUACAGCUUCGACCCAGACAAUUGUGACGAUUCUGUGGACCCUUUCAAACCCUCCAAAACCCUGAACACAGAGGACUUAUCCAGUAGCACUGCUCAGCCUGAGAAAAAAGUAAAAGACCAAGGCAAACAGAAAGCAGGGCACCCGCCAGCGGAGAAGAAAGUUAGGCAAAUUCCCAAGAAAAGCAAAGAGAGGACAAUCACGAACUCCUGUAAAGUUCAGAAAUACGAUGAGAGCCAGUCACUGGUGCUUGACGUGUGCAAUCAGGAGGAGGAUGAAGUGGUGGUUCAGACCCCGGAGAUCACUCAGCGAGUGCAUCAUGCCACAGAUGAGGAGAAGUUGGCUUCCACCGGUAUCACAGGCCCGACAGCAGAGACUGAAGAGGAGAGAGGAGAGCCUGAAUGCAAUAAAACACCUGGCAAAAAACAGCCAAUCAGCGACACAUCUUUUAUGGAUGGUCCUGAGACAAAGAUUGUAGAACACCUGGAGGAGAAUGACACAUGUGGUCUGAAAGAUGAUGUGAGUGAGACCUCCAUGAGUCAGACAGCAGGCAGUGAGGUCACAGUAUCCCUGGCUCAGGACAAUGUGCCUCUUAGUGAGAUGGACAAGGCUGCAGUGCUCACCCUGAUCAGAGAAGAGAUCAUAACUAAAGAGAUCGAGGUGAAUGAGUGGAAGAGAAAGUAUGAGGAGAGCAGGGUUGAGGUUUUAGAGAUGAGGAAAAUUGUUGCAGAAUAUGAGAAAACAGUUGCACAGAUGAUUGAGGAUGAACAGCAGCAGAAGACCUUGUCCUGCAGUAAGUCAGUGAGGCAGUUGACCUUAGAGAGGGAUCAGGCCCUGGCCGACCUCAACUCUGUGGAGCGCUCCUUCGCUGACCUCUUCAGGAGGUAUGAGAACAUGAAGGGAGUCCUAGAGGGCUUCAAGAAGAAUGAAGAAGUCCUGAAGAAGUGUGCGCAGGACUAUCUAAUUAGGAUCAAGCAGGAAGAACAGCGGUACCAAACGCUCAAGGUGCAUGCUGAGGAGAAACUGGACAAGGCGAAUGAGGACAUAGCCCAGGUACGUGCCAAGGCCAAUUCCGAGGGUGUCGCACUAAACGCCAGCCUAAGGAAGGAGCAGAUGAAGGUGGAGUCACUUGAAAGAGCUGUCCUUCAAAAGAAUCAAGAGAUUGAGGAGCUCACCAAGAUCUGCGAUGAACUGAUCGCCAAAAUGGGAACAGAUUAAAAGGCAUUUGGAGCACCCUGGUAACCAAAUGGUCACUGCACGUGCCACAUGACCGCAACCUCCCCGGCUUGAUUUCAGCAAGGGACCUAUGAUGCAUGGCAUACCCAUAUCUCUUACCCCUUGUUUCUGCCCACUGUCCAAUAAAGGCAAAAAUACCAACAACAACAACAACAAAAAGAUGAAAAGGCCUUUAAUCAAACGCUGCAGCACCGUCACACUUUAACACAGGUGUGCUCCCUCCAGCUCAAGACCCAGUGAGACUUUUCUCACUGUGAUAUGUGAUGUAAAUUCUGUACAUGAUCAAACUUUCUUUAUUUGCUCAUAUAUAUUUUUUCCAAAAUAUUAUUAUUACACUCGCUCAUUUUUUCUUCUAUGACUGAACUAUUAAACCAGAUCAAUAAUGUCAUUAAAUCAUGUGACAGCUUAAGAAGCACAAAUAUAUCACAAGGUGUAUUGUAAUAUUUUUUAAGGAGAAGCAUUUGAUUCUUUGAUCUUUUGCUGCGAAUUUCAAGGAUAACUGAAAAAGGUUUUAAGCUGUUGUUGGGUGGUGGUUUAUGAAAUGUGUUUGAAACUCUAGAAAAUAAUGAGAAAAGCACAUAUUUUACUGCAGCUUCUCUACAGUCUAAUUAACUGCGUUUAUGACACAGUCUUCUGAUAGGACAAAUCACUUCAUUGAGUGCCUAAAUUGAUCAUAGUAAUUACAUUUCCUGGCUUUCACAAUUUUCUUGUUGCCAUUUCUUUUGCAAGGCAGAUAUUUUUUAUUGGCCAAGUUUAAGUUGACAAUGAUUUUCUUUCAUUACCAAAUUAAGUGGGAUGCAAUAUUAUAAAGCCAUUUAUGAAGAGUUUGAAGUUAAAGCACAGACAUCAUGUCCGUUAUGCCACCCAUUAAUCUCUGGGAUCAUUAAAUAAGAAGAGCACUUAUGAGAACUUACAUUCAGUUGUGUUAUAUCUUAUUCAUAUGAUGGGAAUUUGACAGUGAUGGAAGUUUGAAGUAGUAAAACCUUUGAUCUUAUUAUGCUGUAAUAUUUGUGCCAUGUUUCAUUUUCACUCUGCGUUUGAGUGUGAAAAAGUUAGGAGCACAUUCUGUUGCUACCAUGUAGAUAUGUUUCAGUUGUGUUCAGAUUCAUAUGAGUCCAAAUGUUUCUUGUGUGCCUUUAUUUUAGCUACUUUGUAGAAAAGAGAGUUUUGGCUCUUUCACACAGUUGUUUCCAGACUCUGUUGCCAAAGUGUACUAUUUACAGUAUAUAUAUUUUAUGGUCAAAACAUGUUGAACAUCAGCAAGAGAAUGCUUUAUAUGCAGUAAUAGAUCAAUGAGCCAUGUGCGUAUGUGGUGGGCUGCAUUACUGUUAAAGGUGAGAGUAACCUGAUGGAUCAUCAUGCAGUAAUAUUUUGAUUGCCAAAAUAAACAUUUUCUGGUGUGAUUGGAGCCCACACGUGCAAUACAUUAAGAUGUGUCUCCUCCUCCUCAGCGGUGAAAGCCUCCUUCUAAUUCAGCACAAUCAAUUGCCAAAUGUCAUUGUAACAUGAAAAAGGGUUUCAGUACGUGUCCUACUGUUGUGAUGUUAUGUAAGUUUGAAGGUGCUUUCCAAUGCAAAUCCAUUCUUACAGUACAAUAUAUGUAAAUUUUAUACUUUAUGAAAAGAAUAUUCAGAAUUAAGUUCCUAAUAUUUGUAAAUUGAAGUAUACUCAGAUUGUAUGUUUACUGCGCUAUUUUGUGCAUUCCUGAAUAAAUGGC
Molecule: messenger RNA, 4497 nt
Organism: Scomber scombrus (Atlantic mackerel)
Lineage: Eukaryota; Metazoa; Chordata; Actinopteri; Scombriformes; Scombridae
Gene: tacc1
Product: transforming, acidic coiled-coil containing protein 1
Exons: 13
Coding region: 57-2762 (901 amino acids)
Biological process (GO): cell population proliferation; mitotic spindle organization; cerebral cortex development
Cellular component (GO): cytoplasm
Source: RefSeq, a predicted model, not a curated record